AUGUCUACUUCUCGUCUCCUCACUUCUUCAGCUCUACUGAACCCGCGAAACCGCGUUGCGCAACCACAACACGGACCUGGUAACAGCCCGUAUCCCCUCAAACAGUGCCACCGCAACCUCACACGUCUCCCCGCGUCGGCGCACAGCCGAAACAGACUUCAAGCGCGAGAGUACCGUCCUACCGGAAGUGUCACUGCCAGCCCGGAUUUGCUGGCACCCAACUUGCCGGUAACCUUGCCUAGCUCUGGUGCCGUGUCUCCACCCGUCGCACAGACCCUGACACCAUUCUGGACCCGUCCCCGGAACAGCAGCACUUGCUCCAGGACCCUAGAGCUAAAGACCCCUGGGACAGCCUCCCCCACGGCACUUAGCCUACCGCCACCAACGCCAACGCCGCCCCUCUCUUCUACGCCGCCGCCCUACUCUCGCCUCCCUGUCGUCAGCCGCUUCAACCUGCCAGUACUUUCUGGGCCCGCUGUAUUUCAGACCCAGCUUGAAUAUCUGUCUUCUCCUCCACUUCACAACACCCAACGUCUUUCCGGAUCAUCAACUCUUCACCUCCUGGACCGGCGUCAUUACUCAGUCAUGUCCACUUCACCUCAAGACACCCCCAUCAAGGGCUCACCCGCUGUUGAGCGGGUCACCGAUCAGCUGGAGAAGCCUUCUCUUGAUGAUCGUAGCUACCGGGUCAUCCGUCUCUCCAAUAAGCUUGAGGCUCUCUUGGUGCAUGAUCCGACGACGGACAAGGCCAGUGCUGCCUUGGAUGUAAAUGUUGGAAGCUUCAGUGAUGAAGAUGACAUGCCUGGCAUGGCCCAUGCUGUCGAGCAUCUCCUUUUCAUGGGUACCAAGAAGUAUCCGGUCGAGAAUGACUACAGCCAGUAUUUGUCGACAAAUUCUGGUAGCUCUAACGCCUUCACUGCAGCAACUCAUACCAACUAUUAUUUCGAGGUGUCCGCCAAACCCAGCAAUGAUGAUGAGGAGCUCUCGGCCACCAACCCCUCGCCCCUUUACGGUGCUCUGGAUCGCUUUGCUCAGUUCUUCGUUGCGCCGCUCUUUUUAGCCAGCACCCUUGACCGGGAACUUCAGGCUGUGGACUCUGAAAACAAGAAGAACCUGCAGAACGAUACGUGGCGGCUUCACCAGUUGGACAAGUCCAACUCUAACCCCAAGCAUCCGUACUGCCAUUUCUCAACCGGAAACCUGGAAACGCUCAAGGCGCUUCCUGAAUCCAAGGGCGUCAAUGUUCGUGACAAGUUCAUCGAGUUUUACCAGAAGCAUUACUCGGCCAACCGCAUGAAACUUUGCGUGCUCGGAAGAGAAUCACUGGACGUUCUUGAAGGCUGGGUUGCCGAGUUGUUCUCAGACGUAGAGAACAAAGACCUACCACCUAAUGAGUGGAAGGAUGAAGCUCCUCUUACGCCGGAGCAACUCGGAGUAGUGACCUUUGCCAAACCCGUAAUGGAUUCACGAGAACUCAACAUCACCUUCCCCUUCCUAGACGAGCAUCUCUUGUUCGAGGAGCUUCCAAGUCGCUACCUUAGCCACUUGAUUGGCCAUGAGGGCCCGGGCAGCAUCAUGGCUUAUAUCAAGUCGAAGGGCUGGGCUAAUGGCCUUAGCGCUGGUGCAUGGGCCGUGUGCCCUGGCUCCCCUGGCAUGUUUGACAUUCAGAUCAAGUUGACUCAGGAGGGGCUCAAGAACUACCAGGAGGUUGCCAAGGUGGUGUUCCAAUACAUCUCCUUGCUCAGACAAGCAGGACCCCAGGAAUGGAUCCACGACGAGCAAAAGAUCAUGGGAGACAUUGACUUCAAGUUCAAGCAGAAGACUCAGGCUUCUAGUUUCGCGAGCAAGACAGCCGGAGUCAUGCAACGGCCACUGCCCAGGGAAUGGCUCUUGAGCGGAACUAACAAGCUGCGCAAGUAUGAUGCCAAUCUCAUCCGCAAGGGCCUAGAUUGCUUGCGACCUGACAAUUUCCGUAUGUCUAUCGUUUCGAGGGAGGUGCCUGGGACAUGGGAGCAUAAGGAGAAGUGGUACGGUACCGAGUAUUCCCUAUCCAAGAUUCCCAGCGAACUUAUGGAGGAGAUCAAGGAGGCUGCUGCCGUUUCUGAUCAGGAACGGAUUCCGGAGCUUCAUCUCCCGCAUAAGAACCAGUUCAUCCCUACAAAGCUGGAGGUUGAACGAAAGGACGUUAAGGAGCCGGCUCUUGCUCCACGGAUUGUACGCAACGACGACCUUGUCCGCACUUGGUAUAAGAAGGACGACACAUUUUGGGUGCCUAAGGCGAACCUGAUUGUCAGCUUGAAGAGCCCUUUGAUUCAUGCGUCUGCCGAAAACGUUGUCAAGGCCAGGCUCUUUACCGAUCACGUCAAGGAUGCCUUAGAAGAGUUUUCGUACGAUGCCGACCUUGCUGGCUUGUCUUACCUAGUAUCUCUCGACAGUCGUGGCUUGUUUGUUGAGGUAUCUGGGUACAAUGACAAGUUACCCCUCCUCCUGGAACGGGUUCUCAUCACGAUGCGGGAUCUUGAGGUCCGAGACGUCAGAUUUAAUAUCAUCAAGGAACGUCUGACCAGAGCUUACCGUAACUGGGAGCUUCAGGUUCCAUGGUAUCAGGUUGGCGGCUUCACGGAAUGGCUUACCGCGGAGCAUGACCACACGGUCGAGGAGCUUGCAGCUGAGCUACCACACAUCACCUCGGAUCAGGUCCGGCAGUUCCGGAAGGAACUUCUCGCUCAGCUGCACAUGGAGGUUUACAUUCAUGGAAACCUCUACAAGGAGGAUGCUCUGAAGCUGACGGAUAUGGUCGAAACUACCCUCAAGCCGAGGGUGUUGCCGCGUUCCCAGUGGCCGAUCCUGCGUUCGUUGGUGUUCCCGCCUGGGUCCAACUACGUCUGGAAGAAGACGCUCAAGGACCCUGCCAACGUGAACAACUGCAUUGAAUACUUCCUCUAUGUCGGCGACAAGAACGACUCUCUUGUCCGUGCCAAGACAUUGCUCUUGGCCCAGAUACUCCAAGAGCCUUGCUUCGAUCAACUCAGGACCAAGGAGCAACUCGGAUACGUGGUAUUCUCGGGAGUGCGUGCCACUUCCACCAGCUACGGAUUCCGAUUCCUUAUCCAGAGCGAGAAGACAGCGCCUUACUUGGAGACUAGGAUUGAGCUGUUCUUGGAGAAGAUGGCUAAGUGGAUCGAAGAGAUGGACCCCAGGCAAUUCGAGGCUCACAAGCGCAGCUUGAUCGCGAAGCGUCUUGAGAAGCCCAAGUUCUUGGACCAGGAGACCAACAAGCAAUGGAGCCAGAUCCAUAGCGAGUAUUACGAUUUCGAGAUCGCCCAUCGUGAUGCCGCCCACGUCAAGCCUCUUACCAACGAAGAGAUGGUUGAGUUCUUCAAGUAUUACAUUCACCCUUCGUCGCCUACCAGGGCCAAGCUCGCCAUCUACUUGGAAGCUCAGGCAAAGAGCGACGUGACCACUGCCCAGAUCACCGAACUCGUCAAGACUCUGGAACUUGAUGCCACUACCGCAGCCAAGACUGCCACUGAUCUCCAAGCGAGACUGAGCGCGGCAGACCAUGAUGAGGACAAGGAGAUUGCUGGUCUCAAGGAGUAUCUCAGCCAUCUCAGUGUUUCCGAGACCAAGAUUGACGUUGCCACCGAGACAUGGAAGAAGCUCCAUGCCGAGAAGGUCAGCGGCGUUGUCAAGGAUGCGGCGCCCCCGUCGUCAAACGGCACGAAGCCGAUCCUCAUUGAGGAUGUGCGUAGCUACAAGGCUGGACUGCCUGUCAGCGCUGCUGCCCGGCCGGUGAAGGAUCUAAGCGAGUAUGAAGAGUUGGACUCCAAGCUUUAA
Sordaria macrospora k-hell is the source of this 3837-nucleotide messenger RNA. RefSeq lists its product as uncharacterized. Gene Ontology annotation, cellular component: cytosol; mitochondrion. Gene Ontology annotation, biological process: peptide catabolic process. Gene Ontology annotation, molecular function: metal ion binding; metalloendopeptidase activity. Lineage: Eukaryota; Fungi; Ascomycota; Sordariomycetes; Sordariales; Sordariaceae. The record is from RefSeq and is a predicted model, not a curated record.